Saccoglossus kowalevskii is the source of this 1078-nucleotide messenger RNA. RefSeq names its product cell growth regulator with RING finger domain protein 1-like. The record is from RefSeq and is a predicted model, not a curated record. NCBI's taxonomy places the organism in Eukaryota, Metazoa, Hemichordata, Enteropneusta, Harrimaniidae. Gene Ontology annotation, biological process: negative regulation of cell growth.
UAUGGCCGAUAUUUCCGAAAUAUCCUCACUGUUGUCAAUUUUCACUGUCAUCUUGUGUUUCUCUGCAAUGGCUGUAUUUAUUAUGAGACUUGGAAUAAAUCCGCUUCCAACCAUCAGUAGUUCAGGUAUUGGAGAUGGUGUUCCAGUCACAGCUAUGGUAGGAGUACGAAAUCCAUUUAUCUUAGAAGUUGUCAAUACCCAGCAGUCAUCAUUGAAUAGUGGCGUUAAAUUAAAACUAUCCACAGAAGUGACCUGCAAUGUAGAAGUAUAUUGGGGUCUGGAAAUUAAAUCAUUAUAUUAUAUGUUUACUAAACAUGGAACCCAUGUUGAAAUGUUACAAGACGACACUAGUAUGCACGAGGAUGAUGUAAAUACACAUGAUGGUGAACCUCCGCUGCAGCUAUUUAUUGGUAAAAACCAACCUAUAAGUCUCGAGGUAUGCGAGGGAGAGAUUCUAGAAUUGAAACCUCAUGUUGAAGAGAAUGAAAAUGGCAAAAGUUUAGAUUUUGGUAGAUUACCCAGGACGAGGUAUCCACUGGUAGUGAUGAUGUCAGUUGCCGAGACUGAACAAGUGUAUAAUGACUAUGACAGUGGAUCAGAUAUUGUAGCCAUGGUAACAGCUGUCCAUUUACCAGACGAUAGUUAUUCCGCCAAAUCACAUCUAAUUUUGCAGAUGGUUAAAAACAGUGCAGGAACUGUGUGUAAUCUAGAGAAGUUUUAUAUGUCAGUGGACGAAUCAGAAGCGUCUUCAGAAACAUUGGAUCCCCAGUUGCCAGUUGAUGAUUUAACAGCUGAAACCCUAGGUGCCAAAGACUGCACAGUGUGUCAAAAUGCUGGAAUAACUCGUGUGCUGCUGCCAUGCAGACAUGCAUGUGUUUGUGAUCAUUGUUUUCCAUUGCUGAAAAAAUGCCCCAUGUGUCGGGGACAUAUUGAGUCUUUCUUUCAUAUGUAUAGAAAUUAUGCAUACGAAACGUAUGACGAUACAGACAGUGAUCUUGAAGAGGAGGUUCCGACUUUGCUGGGGAAAUUUGAAAGAGCACGAGAACGACUAAAUCAGUGGUUGGAUUUUACGAACUGA